Coccinella septempunctata (seven-spotted ladybird) is the source of this 4158-nucleotide messenger RNA. It is a transcript of the gene su(sable), whose product is annotated as protein suppressor of sable. Gene Ontology annotation, biological process: negative regulation of DNA-templated transcription. Gene Ontology annotation, molecular function: RNA binding; metal ion binding. Gene Ontology annotation, cellular component: nucleus. Bases 204 to 3764 code for a protein of 1186 amino acids. The record is from RefSeq and is a predicted model, not a curated record. The transcript is spliced from 11 exons. NCBI's taxonomy places the organism in Eukaryota, Metazoa, Arthropoda, Insecta, Coleoptera, Coccinellidae.
UCGGGAACAGAACUGCAUCAUUUGUGGUCUCAACGCCUAAGAGAAUAGUCGGUUAAUAUGAACAAAUGCGUAAAUUCUCAUGUCUGCCUGCACACACAACAGGACAGAUAUUUAAAAUAGUGAAUGAGUGAUUUACUUUCAUGCCAUUUCAUUAGAUACCUAUACCAACAUCCAGCAUAGUGAAACACUAUUAGGUUUUGAAAAUGGCACUUGUCUGUGAUCUCAAAAGCGAACCUGCGAAGGUUGAAUCUAAACCUGAGAACGCGGAAGAUUUAGAAGACGGUGAAAUAGAAGAUGGCGAAAUUGAAGAUGACGAUGAAGCUAUGGAGGAGCAACCUCCUGCCGAAAAUACGGCCCCCCAAACCGUUCCACCGAAACAGGAAGAAAAUAAACCCGAAAAAAUCGACCGGGAUAGGCCUAGGGAUAGAUCCAGGGAAAGAAGGGAUAAGAGGCAUAAAGAAAAAGAAACUAGGCACAUGACGGAGGCGGAAAAGAGCAUUUUGCAUCUGAGGAGGAAAGAACGGAUGGAGAGGGAAAGGGAGAAAUGGAACAGGAGGAAAGAACAUCAAAAUAUCGAACCUCAAGAUGAUUUCGCUAUAAAAUUGGAAAAAACCCUUGCCAGUAUCUUGAAGAAAGACAGGGUAACCAGUGAUGAUGAUAAAGAAGAAGAACGAAGGGGAACCAAAAGAAAGAGGAAAGAUAAAGAAGGCGAUCAUGGUGCGAAACAUUUCAAGUCGAAUUCAGCAUCUGAGGUCGACGAAAAAGAGAUCAUGAACAUUCGUGGUGGUAGUCCAGACCCAGCGCAAAGACUGGACAAGGACGAAAGGCCUAAGAGUCCUCGUUCUGAAGGAUCUUACGACUCUGAACCUGCUUCGGACCUCGUGAAACAGGAGGACAAGGGGAACAGGGGACGGAGAGAGAGCAGAAGGGAGGGGAAGAAAAACAACAAAAAUAAGAACAAGAACAGAGAUAGGAACUUUAAGAAGGACAACAAGAAUCGGGACAGUAAGGUUGAGCCUACAGCCGAUUCCAAAGGGAUUUGUAUAUUUUAUCUGAACGGCAAGUGCAAUAAGAAUGACUGUAUUUACUCGCAUGAGGCUGUGCCGCCAAUGAAGUUAGAGCUUUGCAAGUUUUACCUGAUGGAUUGUUGUGCAAAAGGCGACAACUGUUCUUAUAUGCAUUCAGAUUUUCCUUGUAAAUUUUACCAUAUGGGACUUCCGUGCAACAUGGGGGACAAGUGCAAAUUUUCUCAUGGAGAUCCGUUGAGCGACGGGUUGAAACAGAUACUUUUUAAACAUAUCGAGACCGCGCCCAGGGACAUACUGGGAGGUUUUCCGAGGCUAAGUCGUGAAGAAACUUUGCAAAUGAUGGACAACACGCAAAAAAAUUUGAUGGACAUGUACAAGGAGCAAAAUCAAAGCGAACAGGAAAAGGGGAACGAUGAUCCCUCAGGAGACAUCUCCAUACCCUCGCUUUUCGACAUAAGCGUACCCGUGCCGGCCGAAUUGAAGGACGAACCUAGUGAUGCAAAAUCGAAGAACUCUGAGAAAACCGGAAGGAACAAGCCAUCCCGAUGGCAGGCUGCUGAUCCCAAGGAGAAGGUCUCCAACGCGCCCAUGAAUUUCGGACCUUUCAACUUCACCCAGGAUCAAGAUAUGAGGAUUAACAGCAACGGAGAUAUCGAUAUGAGGACUUUGCCACCUCAUCCCUUGAGCAGUCUACCUCAGCCACUUCCUUCGUCUCUGAUGUCUUCCGAUCUAUCCAGGAUGAGUAAUAAUCCCAUAAGAAACUCGACCGGUGAUGUGGACAUCAGGAAUAUGACCCCUAAUUUUGCCUCCGAUGUCGACAUUAGAUUGCAGUCCACUUUCGAGGUCCCGGAGAAGAACAAAUCGCAUCAGAAUCAAUCUGCGCCGUUUUUGGGUAGCAAAGACGUCGAUAUAAGACAGCUGGGGCCUCCACCGUCCAUGCAGAUGGAGGAAGACAAGGGGGCUCACAACAAAACCAACGAUUCAGAGGGUGUAAUGAACAUACCCCCGAAUAUGCCGAAGAUGCAGAGGGAGCUCUACAUGAGGAUACAGUCUCAGCAAAAGGAGAACACCCCAGUUUACAACAAGUACGACGCCAACGGGGAAGACGACCUGAACAACGACGAGGAUUGGUAUUCUGACGAUGACGACGAGCACCGGUUGACCAUCAAGGUCGACAACGAGGAAACUGAGACGCCCGAGCUAAAAGAGGAAAAGACGGAGGCUCUAGAGUUCCCAGGCCUACCGGUGAUAGCCCCACUCCCGGCCAAACCCCAAGAGGUGGUGGAGAAGCUGGGCGACCUAUCGAAGAUCAACAUAACCGCGGACAUCACCAAGCUCCUGAGUUCGCUGAGCUCCUCCCUGCCGUCCCCCAAGACGCCCGAGUCCUCGUCCGUCCGGGAUCCGAGACAGGCGAAGAGUCAGGCGACCAUAAACUCGCCCUCGCGCAGUCCCACCUCCGCCUCGCACGAGACCGCCGCCCCCUUCACCCCCAGGACCCUGUUCGACCCCAGACUGACGCAGGAUCCGAAGGUGAACCAGGCCGCGGAGGCCCCGCGCGACCCCAGGAAGGGGGCGACCGCGGGCGGCAGCAAGUCGGACAAGAUGAGCAUCUACGAGCAGGGCGGUCUCAACUUGGAGGACGGUGACGCAUCCGACGCUUAUAAAGCUUCUUCUAGACCGGACGUAGAUCUGAGAACUUUGGGGUUGCCGUUCAAGGGCAUGGAGAGCUACACGCCAGCGACAGAGAUAGACGCCAGCUUCAGCACCCAUCUCCCCAUAGCGUGGAAGGUGAUAGAAGUGGACGUCCCAAGGCCUGAUUACUCUGGUCUCAAGUUAUCCCUGGAUGAAGCCGAGAAAACCGGGGAUCCAAGAUUGCGCAAGAUAUUCAGGUUGAGCGUGGAAGAACGGGACACUCCUCUGAGUCCGAAGGCCAGUCCUCAACGUCCCACCGGCGUCAGGAUAGAUCCACGUCUGCGUAAAGUGGAAGAGGCCAAAUCCCUGAGCCUGGAUUCUUCGUCGAUGAGUUACACCCAGCAACUGAACACCUUGCAGAGCUCGGCGUUCUACCAGAGCCUGACCAGCAACCAGAAACUGAUGCUGAACCAGGAACUGGCGUCCAGAUCGGACCAGACAGGUUCCCACGAUCCCAUAUUGAACAGCAUCUUGGCCAGUCUCAAUCUGGUGCCCGGCAUGGGCGUGGGAGGCAACGUGCCUCAAGGCCACGGCUCUAACUUCGGGGUGGCGGCCAACAUCUUGCAGAGUAUCAACAAGAUGAACACGAUGUCCCAGAUGGGUCCCAACAUGAUGAACCCCAACAACGCCAUGUUGAACCCGAUGGGGCAGGGAGUCAUCCAGCCUGGACUCCUAGGAGCAGCUCCGGGGAUACCCAACAUGCCCCAACAGGAGUUCCCCAUGAACUUCGAUCCCAGAACCCAGAACGGUCUGCUGGGGAACGGACCACCCCAACAGUUCCCCACCUUCGAACCUCCUCCGGGACAAGGCAGCUUCCAGAAUUACCCCAACGACGAUUACUACCCACCGGAGAACAACAACCAGGGCGGUUUCCGGGGGAACCAGGGUAGGAAUGACAGAGGAGGCAACUUCAACAACAGGGAGAGACGGAGAGGUGGAAGAAACAACAACAACUUCGGUAGGAACCAGGGCAACAGGAACAAUCAGUUCAGGAGGAACCAGGGCGGCGGGGGUAGAUCGAACAAAGGUCACAACCAAUCGUGAAGUGAGAUCCAGUGACGUAGAGACAGGGACUCGUUGUAAAUCGAACAAAAUUCUGUAAAGUUCAAAUAUAGGUUACGGUGUGUACAUAAGAAGGACGAUUUUUUGUACUCGUUGUAAAUAAUGACUCGUUCGGAAAGUGACCGGGAAAAUUGUAUAUUCGAUUUUUGUAAUUUUCGGACAGCAAAUGUCGAUUCUUUUGCGUUAAAAUGACGAAUUUAUUUUUGUAUUUUGAAUUGGAUUAUUUAGGAAAUAGAGAGAUGAAAAAAUGAUAUUGUGCCAAUGAUUCUACGACUAAGUGAUUUCUAAAGUUGAUGAGUACAAUUUAUUUAUUGUAAUUAUCGAGCCGUUGUAUUUAUAUUUGUUACUGUAUAUUAUAAAUAGUCUUCCAAUCCUA